GUGCUUCCCGUGCGGCGCGUAUAACGCGUAUAGUUAUGGUAUUAGUUCGCGUUCAGCCGAACAGCCGUGCGGUAGUGUGCGCCUCGCCGUCGUCGCCGCCGCCGUCGCGGUCGUCCAAGUCGAAUCGGAAGUCGACUUCCGCACCGGAGCACGACGACCGUAAUAAUAUUAUUGUGUGCCGAUGAAAUUCCAGACGGUCCAUUGUGAUAUACGGAUAUCGCGAUAGCUUGUGUAUCACGGAUAACGUAGCCGCGGUUUCGUAGCGCCCAUUAUACAGCGUGUCCGUUCGUCGGACCGCGGCAUUCCGGUAAUUUUUUUUUUUUUUCGAGUGUACCCCCCCGGCGAUGUGACGAACCGACGUCAUAAGAACCGCCUACGGAUAACACGACGAUAAUAUGCGUGCGAUUCGUCUCGCGUUGUACGUCGACAAACUUUAAUAAUAGCGGUUAAAGUCAUUAUAAUCCAUACGAUGCCGGCCGAUCGCCACCACGGCCGUGGUGUCCGCUGCCAUCCCGUGGCGACUGUAGACCUGACAGUGGUAAUAGAACCGGUAUCUAUCACCGGAAGAGUCAUAGUAAUAGUAGGUGGUGGUGGUGGUGGAGGAGGAGGAGUAGGAGACGGUGUUCUUUGCUCUGCGACCGAGUUUAUUCCGAUCGCCGGCUGAUUUGUGUGUUUACGCGCACUGACGAUUUGACUGAUUAUAGAGACACACAUACACACACACACACACACUAAAAUCGUCACUGGUAUCGAAAGCAGAGUGUUAAUUGCUCAGCAUCACAAAGAGACCAUCCAGAUUCGAAAACGCAAACGGGUCAUGAGUUUUGUUUGGUGGAAGGAUUUUCGGAGAAAGAGACCCCCGACGGGCCAGCAGACGUGGAGAAAAUUUGACUAUUGGCGACAAACUACCGUCGACAACAUAGUCUACCAACGGGUGAUGUCCUCAGUGACCACUUAAAGACUAUAAUCAUCCUCUCCCUUCACCUACGCCAUCGACGGUCGUCACGUUAAUAUACCUACUUUUUUUUGGUCGGAUAAUUCCACUGCCACGGGUAUCACAAUGGAAUCACUAGACGUGGCCGAAAACUUAUCCAGCCUGUCGGGCAUGGUAUUCAAAAUCGACCAGAACGAAUAUGGUCUCCUGGUGGAUCAGAACGGCACGGGUUACCUAAACGAUACCAACGUCACGAUGGACCCAAACCGAACGUAUUACAUUUUCGAGUCUGUCUACCCGUCAACGUACUCGAUACCGGAAAUAGUUAUCGCUUCAGUCGUGGUAAUCAUGCUCAUGAUCGUCGUUGUCGUGGGAAAUAUGCUGGUCAUCAUUGCCAUCGUGACAGAGAAAGCAUUGAAAAACGUGCAAAACUGGUUCAUCGCCAGCCUGGCCGUGGCUGACUUCUUCCUGGGCAUCAUCGUCAUGCCAUUCUCAUUGGCUAACGAACUGAUGGGCUAUUGGAUAUUUGGCGACUGGUGGUGUGACAUACACGCCGCACUCGACGUGCUUCUAUGCACCGCUUCAAUCAUGAACUUGUGUUUGAUAGCCUUGGACAGGUACUGGUCCAUUACGCAGGCCGUCGACUAUUUGAAGAAACGCACACCAGCCCGGGCAAUGGUCAUGAUCGGUUUCGUGUGGAUAUUCAGUGGCGUCAUUUGUAUACCACCUCUGCUUGGCUGGAAGGUCAAGAGGGUGCCUGAACGAUAUCCUAAAUGCGAGCUGAGCGAGGACUUGGGGUACCGGAUAUACUCGGCACUCGGUUCGUUCUACAUACCGUCGUGUAUCAUGGUGUUCGUUUACAUCCGGAUAUACUUCGCGGCCAAGGCGCGUGCGCGGCGGGGCAUCCGGAAACCGCCGUCGAAGCCGAAAAAGGGGGCGGCCAAAGCUGCAAAGGCUGCCGCCGCGGCGGCCGCAGCCGCGCAGAGCCCGUCGACCGUGUCGCAGACGACCAGUUUCAUCACGCGCCCGUCUCCGGCCAGCGUCCCGCUGACCGCGUUCCGGUCGCCGCCCGCGACGCCGGUCAACACCACGCUGCCGGUGAUCGCUUGCGACUACGCCAGCGACGCGAGCACUAGCGACGUGAGCAAGGACGGCGACAAAGACACGCUCAAGGUGUUCACCACGCAGGGCAGCCGCCGGCUAACGGUCAACGGCGACCUGGGCGGUGGCCGGUGCCGCGCGUCUAGCGUGGCCGUGGACACGGACAUGGUCAGCGAGCUAGAGCCGUCGUCGUCGGACUCGGGCAACGUGCAGAAGUGCGGCGCCGUCAAGCCGGUCAAGUCGCGGCUCUGCAAGCCGAUAUUCGGCGUCGGCCGCAAGUCGGCCAAGGCGGCGUCGGCCAAGGCCAAACGGGACAUACUGGACACGGGCAAGGUGUCCAUGGCCUGCCGCAGCGGCGGCGCCGACGGCCACCACCAGUACGGGUCCGGCGCCUCGAACGCGGCUCACGGGGGCGCGGCCGCGGACCUGGCGCCGUGCCAGCCGCGGCCCAAGCCCCGAGACCCCGAGCGCGAGAAGCGGCGCAUCGCCCGGAAGAAGGAGAAGCGCGCUACACUCAUACUCGGGCUCAUCAUGGGCUCGUUCAUCGCCUGUUGGCUUCCGUUCUUCUUCAUGUACAUACUAAAGCCGCUGUGUCCGGUGUGCUACAUACCGCCGCAGGCGUUCGCCAUCGCCUUCUGGCUGGGCUACAUGAACUCGGCCAUCAACCCGGUCAUAUACACGAUAUUCAACAAGGACUUCCGGCGCAGCUUCCGGCGCGUGCUGUUCAAAUGAUGAAAUCGCCGCCACCCCGUUCCGGACGACCGGGCCGCGGUCCCCGCUCCGUCACCGCGCUCGUGCGACCGGUCAUCGUCCGCCCGGCCGUCCUAUUCGACACGCGCCAUCGUCGCCUUUUCUUCUUCUACUCAUUGUUCUUCGUAUCCUU
Rhopalosiphum padi (bird cherry-oat aphid) is the source of this 2918-nucleotide messenger RNA. It is a transcript of the gene Octalpha2R, whose product is annotated as probable G-protein coupled receptor No18. Gene Ontology annotation, biological process: adenylate cyclase-activating adrenergic receptor signaling pathway. Lineage: Eukaryota; Metazoa; Arthropoda; Insecta; Hemiptera; Aphididae. Gene Ontology annotation, molecular function: G protein-coupled amine receptor activity. The coding region runs from base 1061 to 2767 and encodes 568 amino acids. Gene Ontology annotation, cellular component: membrane. The record is from RefSeq and is a predicted model, not a curated record. The transcript is spliced from 3 exons.